GGUGAGGCAAGUUUUCCCUCUCAAUCAUGCUCUAGAGAGUAUGUGAGGGCGUCGACCUAGGGUAGCCUAUAUGUAACAGUAUUUCUCAAGUUUCUUGGUGCACAGUCUCAGUCCUUACAAGUUAAUGUUUUGUCAAGAUGGCAUCGGAGAAAACAGCUGUGUGUGAUGGACAACAGAAGCAGGAGAACGUGUUUGUCCGUCUCCUUAACUUCCCCGUCGUCAGCUGCACCUGUGAGAUGAUCGACAGGACUUACAGUGGCACUAAGCAGACACAUCCACUGGUGAACUACGUGUGUGAGGUGUACGAGCGCGGAAUGAGGACUGCUGGUAACUUGGCUGUGAGGGGUGUGCGACCUGCCAUUGAUAAGCUCGAACCGCAAAUCAAUGCCGCUAACAUCCUGGUCUGUCGAGGCCUGGAUCAUCUGGAGGAGAGGAUCCCAGCUCUGCAGUACUCCCCUGAGAAGCUGGCCACGGGGAUCUCAGAGGCGGUGGCUUCCACCAUGCAGACGGCCAAGGAUGGCAUCACCACUCCCAUCAGUGCGGCGUCUGACACAGUCGUCAGCCUGGCGUCUGGGGGCUUCCAGAUGACCAGGACUGCCCUGAGCGACGGGGCGCUGUACGUGCUGAACAGCAGGCCCGUCCGUCUGGCUGAGGAGGGGGCAGACAGUGCCCUCACCAUAGCCGAGCGUCUGGUCGCCUACGUUCUUCCCCCCUCCCCCGAUGAGACGGGUGUGGAGAAAGAAGGAGACGUGUCGAAGGAGCAGCAACCUGGUGAUAGCAGGUCCCCUGGCCCAGAGCCCAGCCUGAGACGGCUCAGUGCCCUGGUCAACACUGCAUGCCGACGUGCCUACAGCCAGACAGCCGUGCAGCUCCAACACACCGCGAGUCAAGGCCAGGACCUGGUGGCACGCAUCCCUGGAGUGGUGGCACUGGCCGACUUUGGAAAGCGGAACCUGGAGACUGUGAGUUCUACAGUUCUGGGCCUCGGUGGUGCAGUAGCUGGACUGUUUGUGGAAGAACCUCAAAGGAGAAGACAGGAGGGGACUGGAGAAGCACUUCAGAGUGGAAGUCGGGUGCAGGAGCUGGUGAGCGUUGUGGGACAGCAAAUUCAGACUGCCUACGUGUCCAUCAUCUCAGGGGUGAAGAGUGCCCCCAGCAUCACUGUGGGUCUGGCCAAGGAUGGGUCCGACUUGGUUGUAGAGUCCUUGAGCUCUGCCAAGGAGCGCUUGCUCAACAACAUCCCUUAUUUUGGUCUGUUCUCCCGUGAAGACAAACAGGCCGCCCCCACUGGGAAAGAGGAGAAGGAAGGGGGUAAAAGCACAUCCUGUGCCCAGACUGGAUCAGGUCACCCAGAUGCCCAGAGCUCAUCUGAGACCAUGGAGCCCCAGGUGUCAGAGGAGACUCGGCUGCUGCAGAAGAGGGUCCUUCAGGAGAUCCCUACCCAACAGAGAGUGAUCCUCCGUGGGUCAUCCAGGUUUCUCACUCCCCCAAGCUCCAAAGAGAUGGGCGAGGGUAAGAUGGGCCUGACUAUGUCAACACGCACCACCCACUCUACCACUGUUAUCAAGGCGUGAUGCUUGGUGCAUCAUCAACUCCCUCUAAGCUCAGUGUUGUUACUGGCUAUUGCAAACAAAAUAAUUAACAGUAGUUUUGGCAAAAGUAAGCUUUUUUGAAACACUGCCAAACUAAUACUUCCAACUGUUUCAUUGUUCCAAAGCCUCUCCCAACAAACCCACAUAUGAGUACCCCCUUGGCAUUGAUCUAAUUGGCUAUAUAUUUUAAGUCUAUUUGGAUAUCUGGACAUUGGAGUCUAAAUGUAUUUUAUUCAGAGUCUGGGGCAGAGCGCAUACUUUUCCCCUAGAGCAUAUGACUUAACGAUUGGUGUGGGAAAUUGUAGAUAAGAGUUACAGUGCUCUGAAUUAAUAUCUCAAACCCCACCUUUGAAAAUGAAAUCUAAACCAUUCUUUGACAUCUGAUAUUGAGCUUAAGCUUGUGCUGAUGCUAUGAACAAAUUGGCUUUGCAGAUAUUGUUACAGUAGUUCAGGCUUUAGAAACGGCAGAAGAGCAAACUGUUGUUCAAGCAACAAUGAAUGACAUGUCUUUGAGGUGUGUAAUGUUGUGCAGAUUUUAAACGGUACUGCCGUGUUAAGUUGCCACUUAAUUCAACUGGACUAUUCCUCCUCAUCAGGUAACGCUUAAGGCCUUAGCAAGUUUACUCCCCUCAAAUCUAUGACUAAAUAUUCUAUGAAGGCUCGCUUGCUGCGCCAUUUCUCAUAUCAUCACGCAGCCGUGACAACAAGAAAGUAGCACUAAUGUAGUGUAUACAUUACAAUUAUACAUCUAUAACUAAUGGCAGUGUCAUGAGCGCUGAAUAAUCAUGUAUACAAUGACACUGAGCCAUCUUGCUAAUCCACCUCUAGUAUUGCCUUGAAAUGUUCCUGGACAAUGUUAGCUGAAUUAUCACACAUAAUAUUCAGGCUUCAUUCUGACAGCAAGGUUUCAAACAGUUGAUAUGCCCACCAUAUCCUUACUCUUUCUUAACCGCCCUUAGUGCAGCCGACAGUCCAACUGAAACUGGUGUAACGUGUAGGAUGAAAACAGACUGAGGCUACCAUGCCUAAGGUUCCAUAAAGACUGAGGCUACCAUGCCUAAGGUUCCAUAAAGACUGGAACGGUGUGUGCUGUGGCUCCUCAAGGCUGCAUGGUGCAUUAAAACCUUGACACAGUUUGACUCUGAAAUGUAUCAGUUGUGAAGGAAAAUGGCUGUGAGUGCCAGAGUGACAGUUCUGUUUUGAUGUUACUAUGAGAGUAUCCAAGAAAUUUAGCUGUGCCAAGCAUAUUAAUAAAUGAAAAAUGGAUGCGUUUUCCUCUUUGUUGGUAAAAUGUGGUCAUCGAGACUCUUUCAAUGACAUAGAUUCAGGGAUUCAGAAGGAUCUGCAUAUGCAAUAGUCAAUGAUAUUUGCCCAUACAAUUUGCAGGUGUUGGUAUUGUAUGAGAAUUAUUUGCUUCAAACAUUUGCUUACUCAAUACUGGCUACAGUGACUGAGGGACCCUAACAAAAUAUUUUCCCAAUAAAAGAAAGUAUUGCAUUUUG
Clupea harengus (Atlantic herring) is the source of this 3094-nucleotide messenger RNA. It is a transcript of the gene plin1, whose product is annotated as perilipin 1. The record is from RefSeq and is a predicted model, not a curated record. Gene Ontology annotation, cellular component: lipid droplet. Gene Ontology annotation, biological process: lipid metabolic process. Lineage: Eukaryota; Metazoa; Chordata; Actinopteri; Clupeiformes; Clupeidae.